GUUGUUUGUUUGUCUGUUUGUUAUUCACAAUAACAGAGAACGAACCGAAGGAAGCAAAACGUUAUCCUCUUCUCUGGUUUGGUUUACAUCGAAUCCCACCAUUACCAAAAAUCCUUCUUUCCUUCAUGCUCUUCUCUUGUUUGUCAUUCUAAUAAUAAUAAUAAAUUUCUCUCACUAUCGCUCGCUCGCUCGCUGAAUGAGCCCCCAUGCCUUUGAUUGAGAUAACAAAUGCACAUUUACUGAGGGCUCCAUUACCAUAUCCACACUCAAUUAGAAGAAGAAUUUCCUGCUUUCCACUAGACGAUGCUUUUACUACUAGUAGUAGGACUAGGACUAGGAGGAGGAGGUUUCCAUUCCUCGUUAAAGCCGUUGCUACUGCUGCUACCAUCAUUGAACAACCACCUAAAUUCAACAACAAUCACUUGGAGGAGCCUCUAAAUCCUCAUCCGUUCAUGCUUCAUCAUCAUUAUGACGACGAUGAUGAACGACCACUUGAUGAGAGCGAGAAAUUGAGAAGAUUGAGGAUUUCUAAAGCUAAUAAAGGAAACACUCCAUGGAACAAAGGAAGAAAGCACAGUCCCGAAACUUUGCAGAAGAUCAGGGAAAGAACACGCAUCGCUAUGCAGAAUCCUAAGGUCAAAAUGAAGUUGACUAAUCUUGGACAUGCUCAAACUACAGAAACAAAAAUGAAGAUUAGUGUUGGAGUGAGAAAGCUAUGGGAAAUGAGGCGUGGUAGGAAGAUGGUGCAGGAGAGUUGCUGCUUUGAGUGGCAGAAUUUAAUUGCAGAAGCAUCUAGGCAAGGCUUUGUUGGUCAGGAAGAGCUGCAAUGGAAUUCCUAUGUAACCUUGGAUGAACAGCUUAAGCAGGAGUGGUUGGUCAGUGUUGAAGAAAGGAAACAAAUGGCGAGGACACCAGUUAGCAACAGAGCACCCAAGUCCCCUGAACAGAGAAGGAAAAUUGCAGAAGCUAUUGCUGCAAAAUGGGCUGAUCCCGAUUACCGUGAAAGAGUCUGCUCUGCAAUUGCCAAGUACCAUCAUUCUACUGAAAGGAAACCUAGAACAAGGCCCAGUUAUAGUGCACAACCCACCAAGAAGAAGAAACCCAUUACAAAAAGAGAUUCUGAUACUAGCAUUGUUAUUAAGAGUGCCUCCAAAAUUGUUAAGCCGAUCCAGCUGAGAAAAAGAAAAUCCCCUGCCUAUAAGGAUCCUUUGGUGAAUUCCAAGCUUGAGAUGAUAAAGAACAUCAGAGCACAAAGAGCUUCCGUGGAUACCAGACAAACUCAAGCCAUACAACAAGCAAGACUAUUGAUUGCCGAAGCUGAGAAAGCGGCCAAGGCACUGGAGGUUGCUGCGGCAAAGAGUCCCAUUGCUCAGUCUUCUCUAAUAGAAACCAGAAAGCUUAUAGCCGAAGCUAUUCAAUCACUUGAAUCCAUUGAUACACAAAAGAUAGAUGACUGUAGUGUCCCUUCGGUUAGUUGGAGCAAGGUUAAUCAGGAAAACGAAUCAGCAUUUGACGUUCGAAACCCUUCAGAAAUGGCCCAAGUAAAUGGACACACAACAUUGUCACCAAGCUUCUACAAGUUCUCUGAAGAUUUUGGUGAACUUUCCCUGGAGAGACCAGUUAAUGGCGUUCCAGAACUUCACCUAACCAAUGGAUGUGCUUCUUUACCUUUCAGUUUGAAUAGCCAGAUAAACCAAGAUAGCCAAUCAAAACAGCAAAGGGAAACAGAACAGGAUGAGAGCAGCGAAGACGAAACAGAUCAUUCUCCAACUGUGAUGGGAAUUCAGUCCCUUGAAGAUGAAACACUAUCUAGUUCCCCUAUUGCAACUAAAAAGUGGGUUCGCGGAAGGCUUGUUGAAGUGAGUGAAGAGAAUCAGUAAAAUGUGUAAAGCUUAGCCCAGUUUUCAAACAUAGUACAAAACUGUUUGCUGCGUGUUAUAUAGAUCACCAUAAAUGUCUUUCUUCAACAGUGUGAUCAUUGCAAUGCAAUCAUCCAAAUCAUUAGCUGACCAGCCACCAAUUGUCUAGGUAGACAUGGAGACCAAAAUAGCUUUAGCUAAAGAGAGAAUGUAUCUAUAUUAGUUUAUAGGAUCAUCUACUUCAGUUGAUGUUGUUACAUUAAACUAUAAAUUAAUGAUAUUAUUUUCUAUUAUGUUGGUA
This is a messenger RNA of Medicago truncatula (barrel medic), 2160 nucleotides long. RefSeq lists its product as uncharacterized. The transcript is spliced from 7 exons. The record is from RefSeq and is a predicted model, not a curated record. The coding region runs from base 207 to 1880 and encodes 557 amino acids. Gene Ontology annotation, molecular function: DNA binding. Lineage: Eukaryota; Viridiplantae; Streptophyta; Magnoliopsida; Fabales; Fabaceae.